AUCAAAUACUACUCUUGCUGCAUUUUUUGAUAUUUUAGAAACUGGUUAUCCAGAUUUACUUGUUGUACAAAAAGAUGAAAAUCAAACAUUUAAAUUAACGGCUUUUCAAAAUUCUAUUGUACAAGAUGUACAUUUUAUUAAAGUCAUGGUUCUGAGUAGUUUUAUGUG
Messenger RNA from Rotaria sp. Silwood2, 168 nucleotides. The record is from the annotation of a GenBank genome assembly. NCBI's taxonomy places the organism in Eukaryota, Metazoa, Rotifera, Eurotatoria, Philodinida, Philodinidae.